GAAGCCACUGCCUCUUAACUACAUGCACGCCCACUGGUUCCCCCCCCCCCCCUCCCACCAGCGCUGGAGGAGGGAAGUGGGCGAGCGAGUGAAUGAGCGUGCAGAGAGUGUGCAGAGAGUCAUCGGUGAGCACGUGUCCGUCUCGCUCACGGUUGUCCGGUGGUCGCGUGCCCUCUGCUCGUCGUUGGUGGGGGUCCGCUCGCUCGCCUUCAACGGGACACAACUCGCGCGGUUGCCCAAAAGCUUGCCAAAACCGGAGGCCAAGUUGAGACGGAUAAGACUGUGAAUAGAACACCCCCCCUCCCAAAUAAAAAAAAGUCGAGCUCAACACGUGCUCAUUCUUGAGUUUCAAAAGGUCAGGUUUUCGAGAGCACCACCAACUUCACGAGGAAGGGCAACCUUUACCGGUCGUUUGGAAUGUCUGGGCUGUGCGGCGGACGUGUGCUUGCUCUGCUGGGCAUCUGCCUGGUGCUGAAUGGACGAGUUGCAGACAGCGCCACUGGAGAGUAUCACUGGACGUACACGGGUCCCCAUGGACAGGAGCACUGGAAGGAGAAGUACCCAACCUGCGGCGGGGACAACCAGUCGCCUGUGGACGUGAGAACGGAUGCCACCCACCUCGCCCACGACCUGCCCCCCGUCUCUGUCUUGGGCUACGACGCGCCCAGCCAGACCACCUACAACAUGACCAACAACGGGCACACACUGUUUGUGAAACUGCCGCCCGGGAUGGAGAUGUCGGAAGGGGGCCUGCCCUAUCGCUACGAGGCUGUGCAGUUCCACCUGCACUGGGGCAGCGCGGGGAGACAGCUCGGCUCGGAGCACUACGUUGACGGGGUGCAGUACGCCGCGGAGAUCCACAUUGUUCAUUUCAACAAGGAAAAGUACAAAUCGAUGGAUGAAGCCAUGAAAAAGGUGGAUGGGCUGGCCGUGCUGGGAGUCCUCGUGAAGGUUGGACCAAGGGACAAUGAGGUGUUUACGGUGCUCAUGAAAGAGCUUGGGAAAGUGAAGUACAGCGGCCAGCAGACAGUGGUGCAGGCAUUCAGCAUGCUGAGCCUCCUGCCCAAAGAGCUCGGCCACUUCUUCCGCUACAACGGCUCCCUGACGACGCCGGAAUGCAACGAGACAGUCACGUGGACGCUGCUGCACAACCCCAUCGAGGUGUCGGUGGCACAGUUGACCACGCUGACCACCGGCCUCGUGGACACGGAGGCAUCGGCCCCCCUGGCCUCUACGCUGGAGAACAACUUCCGUUUUCCGCAGCCCCUGGGUCAGAGGAAGAUCCUCACCUCCUUCCCUCUGCCAGGUCAGAGACAAAAGGGACUGCGUGUGGGUGACAUCCUUGCCAUCAUCUUCGGCAUCCUCUUCAUCGUCUGCUUCAUCGUCCUGGUCAUGUAUUGCUUCUCCCAAAGACGCAAAACGUCCAGACAGUCUGCCACGAAACGCGACGUUAUCUACAAACCGGCCGCUAACCACGACGGUGUCCAGAUUUGACGGUGGCAUGAGGGUGAGCGUUGAUCCCGAUGCUCCCAAUGAAGGUGCCAAGAACGAAACGGGCUCGGUCGUUCUAUUAUCACCAUUGUCGUUAUUAUGGUUGCUAUGUCAUAAGCCGAUAACAGAUUGCGUCUUGGUGGGGUGAAACGCACACCUGGAACGUGGAGGCAUGUGCCCGGGUGCUUGUGGGAAAAGGAACACCUUGACUCGCAGUGUCAUGAACAGUGUGUAAUUGGCGCACCUUUACACCAUCGUAAUCACUAUUAUUUUUUCUUAGAAGCCAGCGGUAAUGCUCAAAUGGCUUCAGCUAACGCAUUAUCACUUCCAGCUCCACUUUUGUCGUAACGACUAGAACUUCCUUGAAAUGCUUUUCUCAACCGUUUCGCCCUCUUGCCAAUCUCCUUCAUUGAGCGACGCUUGAAACACGUAAACCCAGAUCAAACCUGAAACUUGCUGCGCAAUUUUAUUGUGAAGUUACCAUUUCUCUAAUUCUAUUGUCUUUCAAACACCUUAUUAGUUUAAAAGCCGUGUUCAUGGACUGCCUUUUGAACUGAAACCUCCGGGUGAGUCUGGGACACGUGUUUAUAGCUGGUUUCUGACUCGGCCGUCAUAAAGCACCGUUGCCGGGAAGUAUCCGUCAGAUGUUGACGAAUUGGCUCGGAGGGCGUGGAGAGUUGCCACAUGGGUUUGCCACAUCCUCCCAAAGCAGAUAUCGCUCAAGGGGUUAAUUUAAGACCAGGCGUGAGAUGUUUGUUCUUGUCACGCACAGAAGGCAAUGAGCCACACAUGCCACCGGGGAAGGCAAGUUUGGGAUCAUGUGUGAGCUCUUCCACUCACCGUUUCGACUUUUCGAGCGAGGUUCUUUGUUAGCUGUGGGCUCCCUAGGGAUGUGUGCAACUGACACUGCAGCAAAGUCCACAUCCUUGUGGUCAAGGAAUGUCUCCUGAAGGGUUUUUUUAAGUAAAUGUCAUGCCGACAACUGAGAUUGUACUGGGAGAUAAAGUUUUAGGAUUGUGGUGGAAUUUACGUUAAGAGUGUGGUUUUGGGUUUUUUGUGGACUCGCUUCUUUGUUCUUGGAAAAAACUAAAGAACGUGUUAAAUUUUAGACUUAGUCUUUAUGAUUUAUAAUUAGUUUAUUUUGCGUUAGGUGGUGUGAAAAUGCAUGUCGUAAACCCUCCUACACCGCCACAGGCAAUUAAUACAAGUGUCACGUGAAUCGAAUGUGCCAGAUGUAUUACUGCUGCAGGAGCGGCACCGGUGUGAUUGUUGGAGAGUAAUCUCACAGCGUUUAAAUGGGUACGGACGUUUCAAGGGAUAUUACAUCCAGCAUCAUCAGGUUAUUAACAGGAGCUCGGAUCUUCAAAUCGCUUCCUGAUCCAGGUCCGUUAGUAGAUGCCAUGGCACAGUCAUGCAUCUCGUCCAGUUAAAUAAUUACAUAUCUAGUUGAUUGGUUGUGAUUGGCAGGUUAAGUGAAACUAUGUAGGGAUUGGUGAAAAUAAAAACAAAUAUUUAAUUACGUUAAGGUGUAUUGUGUUUGUAAUGAAGCUGGCAUUUUAAGCCCUUUCACGACACACAUUUUUAAACGACCUAAUCUAAAAUUAACCAAUUGUGAACUGUGCAUUUAGUUUCAAAUCAGUAGAUGCAGUUUUAUACAAAUCCAGUGUAGUAUAAUAUAUAUCUAAAUAAAUAGAUUUGUCCACUUUGUUAAUAAUAAUAAUGUGCAAACCCACGCUAGAUUUAUUGACCUCAGAGUCGCAGAUUUUCUAUGGGAAAAAAAUCAGCAAUAACAAAACCCUGUCAUAUGAAAGCUUUUUCCGUUGUUAAACUUGACUCAACCAGUUCUACGCCAUCAGUGCUUCUUCAUAUGAAGUCAGCAGUCAAAUAGUUUAAUGGGCUGCGGAACUGUUGCAGAUACUACCGGUUUAUUUUCUUCUUCACGAAACACCAUGUAUCUGCCUGCCCGUUGCACAGCUAAUGUAAGUAGAUCGCAUAAAUAAUAAUUAAUCAGCACAGCUGGCUUAUUGGCAAAAUCUGCCAGCAUCGACUACCGAUGUCAUCGUUGUACAUUGACGCAUUGUCGUAGCUGGAGCAGCAACGGCCAUUGAGUAAAUCAAAAGCAAGUGGAUCUUUUUGAAUGGAUUUUAAGUUAAAAGUUUUAGACUCGUUUUAAUUUUCAAACAAAUGUGUUUUUUUUAUGGUGAAUGGUUGUCCGCGAAAAAUAUUUUUUAUGGUUGAUAGUGGUCCACGUCCAGAACGUUUAGGGAAUACCGAUCUCGGACAUGUAUAUUGUUGAGUAUUGUGAAGUUAAACGCAAGAAACCUGUACAUCAGACUUAAUGACUUUCGCCUAAUUAAUAAUCCAAGCUAGACAUUACAUCCUGCAUGCCUUAAAAAAAUCUAUAUAGCCUGAGUCAUGCUGUCACAGAAAAGGUGACAUCAUAGUCAUGCUAUGUAUCUUAAACAUACGCACGCCACAUACAAUUCGAUGCCACUUAUCAAAUUGAACAACUCAUUUGAUUAAUUUGAAUUCGGGACCACUAUUUAUUCACUGAAUGUAAUAUUUCUGCAAAAGUGUUUGACAAAUAUCAUCCAAGAUAUUAGUGUGUUAACUUGGCAGUGAUACAUAGUGGUUGUAUAUUAUUCUGGUUAGUGGGCGGUGGUAGUGAAUGCUAAUGUGGGUUGCCGGGUGAAGUUAUCCAAAGUGCUCUAUUUCUUUAUGUGAUUGCACAUGCUCUGUCCCAUAAGGCUUAGUGUUUUCACGGAAAUCUGUGUGUGGCUUAAUAACGGUCAUGAGCAAAGUAAGAGGUCAUUAUAACCAGGGAGAGCUCGUAGAUUUAAUAGAUAUUAUAUGAAUAUUAGGAUACAUAAGGAUGUUCAUAUAUACUGUGUAUUGUAUAUGAAGUACAUUUUAAAAAAAUUCUGUAUGUUAUGCUGUUUGAAAAAAAAAAUCAACGUAGUACUACAGUACUAUAUUUGUCUAAAUUAAAUGCUUCUAUGUCUAAACCGAAUUAACUUUGUGAUUAAAUUGCCCAAAAAAGAAUUUCAACAAUGAGUUUGGAUCAAUUUGCAGAGUACAGUGACGAGACAUUGAAUGCAAUUGGGUUGAGAAUCUCAGUCACAGGGGCCUGGUAACUGGAAAUCUGGCAAAACAGGUUCUGCAUGGGCGAGCGUACUUUGGUCCGUCUUUUAAAAGCGUAAGUAGGGGAGCGUCAUUUAUGAUUGCCACCUUAGGAGGUACACAAAAUGAGGGGCAUAUCGUGGGAAGAAAGGUUUCUCAUAAUACCAGAAGAGGGGAAAACUAGUCGUAUAAUCGUUGUCUCGGAACGGCUGACAAGAUUUAUCGGGAUGGUUUCCUCAAAAAGAGGGAUGGUCCUGGGGAAAAAAAAAAACGGAACAGGUGGAGAUCCUAUGUACAGGGUGGUCC
Molecule: messenger RNA, 4917 nt
Organism: Petromyzon marinus (sea lamprey)
Lineage: Eukaryota; Metazoa; Chordata; Hyperoartia; Petromyzontiformes; Petromyzontidae
Gene: CA14
Product: carbonic anhydrase 14
Cellular component (GO): plasma membrane
Molecular function (GO): zinc ion binding; carbonate dehydratase activity
Source: RefSeq, a predicted model, not a curated record